Messenger RNA from Nicotiana attenuata, 4187 nucleotides. RefSeq names its product PHD finger protein ALFIN-LIKE 2-like. The record is from RefSeq and is a predicted model, not a curated record. The transcript has 4 exons. Lineage: Eukaryota; Viridiplantae; Streptophyta; Magnoliopsida; Solanales; Solanaceae. Gene Ontology annotation, cellular component: nucleus. Gene Ontology annotation, biological process: regulation of DNA-templated transcription. The coding region runs from base 245 to 694 and encodes 149 amino acids. Gene Ontology annotation, molecular function: histone binding; transcription coregulator activity; transcription cis-regulatory region binding.
CCAUAGUAAAACAUAGCGUCUAUUAACCCGUUUUCCUGCCGCUAUUUGUUUCUUAAUUUUUCUGUUUAUACAUUCUCACGUAACGUUUACGUGAGCUCCAAAUACUCAGCUCUUCAUCAAAUUCGAUUCCAUAUUAUUUCUUUCUUUAAAUUUGUAUGUGAAAUUUGUAAGAUCAGUUUUCUGAAACUCUUCCUUUUCUUUAUCAGAGAUCUCAGAAUAAUUUUUAAUUUCUAUUUGCAAAAAAAUGUCAUCAAUUUCAUCAAGUCCGAGAACUGUAGAAGAGAUCUUCAAAGAUUAUAACGCUCGCCGUACUGGAAUAGUUCGUGCUUUAUCAUAUGAUGUGGAUGAAUUUUACAAUCUCUGCGAUCCAGAGAAGGAAAAUUUGUGCCUAUAUGGACAUCCGAAUGAAACCUGGGAAGUCAACCUUCCUGCCGAAGAAGUUCCACCUGAGCUCCCAGAGCCAGCACUUGGGAUAAAUUUUGCGAGGGAUGGAAUGACUCGUAGAGAUUGGCUUUCACUGGUCGCCGUGCAUAGUGAUUGUUGGUUGCUUUCUGUGGCUUUCUUUUUCGGAGCUCGUCUUAACCAAAAUGAGAGGUACUCUUCUAAGAUACAGGUUCUCUCUUCACUGUUUCUGUUGUCUAGCUGUGAUCUACCUGACCUCCACCAGCUCUCUCUUCACUGUAAUUUAAACUAAUAUGGUCCUUAACUCUUAAAAGAGUGAAUAGGGUUAGUUAUUUAUCCUGGAUGGGUUGUCUCUCUCUUACUCCCUGUUGUUCCUGCUAUUCUUUUGUUGUCUCAAGCUAAAAAAUUAGAUAAUUAUUUAUGAGGAUGUAAGUUCAGUUGCUAACUGGCUAAAGUUGAACAUUUUAGUGGUUAAUGAACUGAACUUUAGCAGCGAGUCUGUUCCUUAUCCUCACUCUAAAUGUCCUUUUGGCUGUAUGCAGUUUUGGAGAAAUAAUCAAUAAUCAACUAAGCCUUAAUCGCAAACUAGAUUUGAAUCCUCUAUAUAUUUCGUUCUAUUUGAGCCCAUUUCAAGCUAGCAAUGGUGAGUAAUUUGUCUCUUAAACCUUUGGGGGUUCUCUAGAAAAGUGAUUCUCUAAAUCUCAUACUUAUCCCUACCCAGACCUAAUAUAAGUUAUAUUGCAAUCUUACUAUUGUAAAACAGUUCUCCUUAACUAAAUGUAACUUCUGUCUAGAUUUUCUAAGGGUUUCAAGAACUGUUAGCAAGUCAUGAUUCGAGGAAUCUAUAGCAUUUGAUUUAGGCAUUAAUAAGUAACAUGAAUGUGCAGGAUGGAAUAUGCUUACUGAUGCUCUUAUUAUGUUUAACUGUACACAAUGGAAGACCAUGUUGAUAAUAUUUUCCACUGAUAUGUCUAUAUCGGAGUACUGUCUAAUUCUACAAAUUUUCCUUCGUAAUGGGUGCCGCCAGGAUGUCAUUAUAGGAUCCAUUGGAAUGUAAAGUGAGUUUGCUAUGGGGAAACUCUGUGGGAAAAGAACAUAGUUAUUCCUUUUUCAGUUUUAGAUUUAAAUGAAACAUUUAUCUGUUUAAGCUAUCUGCUCUGUUACAACCUGGUUGCUAUUUCAAUGUUGGUAACACGAACUCUAUUCAUUCAAAAUGAUGCUUUUCUUUUUAUUCAGAACAUAUAUGUUUGUAGAUGUUUCUUAUGGGUGGAGGGAAUGCAUUCUGUUGGUUGUAUAUGUUAGUCAUACUUGUCCGAUAGAGAGGUUGUACAUUGUGCUUGAUUGUAUGUUGUCUCCCUUGUGCAUUUGCUUACUAAAAUAAUCUUUUAUUGGAGUUAGAAGUCAAUCCAUAACUCACGCUGUCUGUUAAGAACAAAACUUCGCUGCACAACAUUUUACCUUUUUUUUUAUCUCUUGUGAAUACCAUCCUGUUGUUCGCUGAUUUUAGCUGUGAUUUAAAGUUACUAGAGAUUGUUGGAAGAACUUUUAUACAAUUCUUUACACAUUGGCUAUCUUUGAGGAGAUAAUCUUCUGGACAUCUGGUGUGUGCUCCUCUCCGUUGGUCCGUCCUUUACAUUUCCGAAAUCUGACCAUUUUAUUAGCGUUGCAUAUUCCUUCUAGUCUAUUGGUCCAUGGGUUUAUUUUAGCUGCUACAUUGCAGUGAUUUAGAUUUAUAAAAAAUGUAAUGAUGUUUUUGUACUUGAUUUGUACUUUGGGAUUCCCCUAUCUAUUGGGGACUCGCCAAGGGGCCAAGGAACUCUUUGCUGUUUAUAAUUAUUGAUUUUUGUUAAAAGGAAGAGAAAUAUAAUUUAGUAAUAUAUGUCAGAAUGUUCUAUAUUCAUUUUAUGUGUUUUGGUAAUAGUAUAAAAUAAUCUUCUUAAUUAUUUCAUAAUUAGGAAUCUCGAUAUUUAGUUAACUUUCCUAAUUUCAUUUAGUGAUGUGCCUUUGUUCUAGUAUCCUAAAAGAUGGAGCCCUCAUGCUUCUUCUUCUUCUUCUUAAAAAAAAAGGACAUAAAUCUUUUUCAAGAAAUAAGUAGCCUUCCUGUAUAUUGUCUAUAACCAAUUCAAGACAAGUUCUCUCUCUUCUGUCCUAUACCGUUUUACAUGGUAAAAGAGGUUAUCGUAGUAGACCUAAAUAGCUUGGCGCUACUGGGUGGUCUUAUUUCACCUCCCCUGCCUAUUUUCCUUAUUGUAAUUAUGUUACAUUUCUUGUAAUUUUCUUAUGACCAUUCCAGCUCAUUGCCUCUUCCAACCACUAUUAGUUAUUCUUCUGUCUUCUUUUCAAGCAAAGCAUUCUCUAAAACUUCUUUUCAUUCUUCAUAAUGAUAUUAGAGUCUGGGUGUUGUAUCUUUCAUCUGAACAUUAAAUUCCUGAUCAUUGUUUUAAAUCUUGUUCCCUUAUACUGCAUGCAAUUAAAGUUAGGGUGAUGAGCCCCUCCUCUAAAUCUUGAAUUUCUGGUCGAUGUUCCAACAACUUUUUUGGUUAAUAUUUAGUUGGCAAUUUUUGUAUGGCAUCUUUUUCCGGUACUUAAAAAUAAAUGCCUUACAAGCUGCAAUUUCUUUCACUAUGGGAAUACCAGCGACAUUCCGCAUGAAGAAUUCCAGCACUACUAUUUGCGUUAAAAGUAUUUAUCUAAGUCUUGUUCCGUCCUCUGUUGGGUUUCAUUUGUGACAUUUAGCUUUUCAAUAUUUUCAUUUUUGCAGUUUUCUUAAUUUUCUUUCACCUAUUCCAUCCCUUCAUCAUUUUCCUGUUGUGGUGGUAGAGGUGAACAAAUCACAAAAUAGUCUCAGUCUACUGGCCGUGUGCAGCCAAAAACAACUAUUCCGUCAUUUUGUUUAUAUGACAGCAUUUGAGUGGACACAACAUUUAAAAAAGAAAAGAAGAAUUUUCGUACAUACCAAAAAACUGUUAGACCCCCAAAGUCGGACAUGACGGAAGAGGCAAAAGACCAAGGCAAGGGCAUGUGCAUGGGCCCUUGACUUGGGCAAAAAUGUGGGCUAAGGCAAGGCUGGAUCAGAUGGUUGAGUUGGCAAGAUGACUUGACAAUCGUCAAUGCCUGGCUGACAAGGCAUGUUGGGCAAGGUUGCUGGCAGAAGCAAUGGCAUGAACCUGGCUGACAGGUAGGCAUGAUGGCGGGCUGACAGCAACAGAGGCAUGCUCUGACGGAAAUGAUUUGUUGGGCAAGGUUGCUGGCAGAAGCAAUGGCAUGAACCUGGCUGACAGGUAGGCAUGAUGGCGGGCUGACAGCAACAGAGGCAUGCUCUGACGGAAAUGAUUUGUUGGGCAAGGUUGCUGGCAGAAGCAAUGGCAUGAACCUGGCUGACAGGUAGGCAUGAUGGCGGGCUGACAGCAACAGAGGCAUGCUCUGAUGGAAAUGAUUACCAGCACAAGCUGCUGCAACAGGCAUGGCAUUGGGGCAGUGUGCGUGGCACACCUGGCAGCUGGACUGGCUGCAUGUGAGACAGCUGGCACAUGCAGAAAUACUCUUUGUAAAUGUAUUAUACCUGCUGAGGCAGAACUUGUAUAAAUAUAGGAUGUUGUAAAGAGCUUUCCCAACUCGUGAUUCUUUGUAUUUAUCUGAGAGAUAAAUAAAAGUUGGGCUUGUUGCCUGUAAACAUUGUGUGCCUGUUUCCCUCGUUUAAUUCUGUCUUUGCACCUAAGUAUCAAAACAGGUGUUCUUGUGGGCUGAAGUUAGCUGCGAGCUGACUGCCAUACAGUGGUGCCAAC